AUGGACUCCAAGACUGACGAGAAGGUCGCCAUUGAGCAUGGGGAUGAUCGUCAUGAUGCACAGGUAGCUGUUCAGCUUGCUCAUGACACAAGCAAGAAACUGUCGCCUUGGACGAAGCCUAUGUUUCGUCUGUAUCUGGUUUUGGCAUGCGCGUAUCUUUGUGGAUGCUUGAACGGUUACGAUGGAUCGCUUCUAGGUGGAAUCAACGGUAUGAAGAGAUACCAAAAAUACUUCAACAUGAAUGGUGAGGGCUCCUCCACCGGUAUCGUCUUCGCCAUGUACAACAUCGGUUCCAUCGCUGCCGUCUUUUUCACCGCCCCCGUCAACGAUUGGUUCGGCCGACGCUGGGGAAUGUUCACCGGCGCAUUCGUCGUUAUCGUCGGCACCUGUAUCCAAGCAACUUCCACCGGCCGCGGUCAAUUCCUCGCUGGUCGUUUCGUCCUGGGCUUUGGUGUCAGCUUCUGCUGUGUUUCUGCUCCCUGCUACGUCAGCGAGAUGGCCCAUCCCCAAUGGCGAGGCACUUUGACUGGUCUGUACAACUGUACUUGGUACAUCGGCAGUAUCAUCGCCAGUUGGGUUGUAUACGGAUGCAGUUACAUCGAGCACGACACUGCUUGGAGAAUUCCUAUCUGGUGCCAGAUGAUUACCUCUGGCGUUGUGGUCGUUUCCGUUCUUUGGCUUCCCGAGUCCCCUCGAUGGCUCAUGGCCCAAGACCGCGUCGAGGAUGCAGUCGCAGUCCUCGCCAAAUACCACGGAGAGGGCGAUGCGAACCACCCCAUGGUUGUUCUCCAGAUCAAGGAGAUGUCCAACCAGAUCGCGUCUGAUGCAACUGACAAGUCCUGGUGGGACUACCGUGGUCUCUGGAACACCCAUAGCGCCCGACGCAGACUUAUCGGUGUUCUGGGUAUGGCUGUCUUUGGACAAAUUAGUGGAAACAGUUUGAGCUCGUACUAUCUCCCCACCAUGUUGAAGAAGGCCGGCAUCGAUGAUGAGAAGAAGGUCUUGGCUCUCAACGGCGUCAACCCAGUUCUGUGCUUGUUUGGUGCCGUUCUCGGUGCUCGUCUUACCGAUGUUGUCGGCCGUCGACCCCUUCUGAUCUACUCCAUCAUCUUCUGCUCAGGCUGUUUCGCUGUCAUUACUGGUACCAGCAAACUCGCCAUCGAAGACCCCAACAAUGGCAAUGCCCCGAAUGCUACCAUCGCCAUGAUCUUUAUCUUCGGAAUCGUCUUCUCCUUUGGUUGGACCCCUCUCCAAUCCGCCUACAUUGCCGAGUGUCUGUCGACCGACAUCCGAGCCAAGGGCACUGCGGUGGGCAACCUCGCCAGUUCAAUCGCUUCGACCAUCAUCCAGUACAGCAGUGGUCCUGCUUUCGAGAACAUCGACUACUACUUCUACCUUGUGUUUGUCUUUUGGGACCUGUUUGAGGCUGUCUUUAUCUACUUCUUCUUCCCUGAGACCAAGGAUCGUACCCUGGAGGAAUUGUCUGAGGUGUUUGAGGCCCCUAACCCGGUCAAGAAGAGUCUACAGAAGAGAGAUGCGCAGACUGUUAUGAACACGAUGAAUGUGAAGGAAGAUGACAAGCUUGCCGGAGAGGUUUAG
Molecule: messenger RNA, 1599 nt
Organism: Fusarium sp. VM40
Lineage: Eukaryota; Fungi; Ascomycota; Sordariomycetes; Hypocreales; Nectriaceae
Source: the annotation of a GenBank genome assembly